UUUGUAUCAGGCAUAGGAAAAGUUUGCAGCUUAAAGUAGAGUAGAUAAACGCUUACAAUGUGUGAACGCGAAUCGGACUGUUACAAAAAGUACCAAGAGUGGGAGAAUAAUGAAGAGAUCAAAAUAUUCCGUGAAUAUUUGCGUAUUCCUACGGUGCAUCCAGAUGUGAAUUACGAUGAUUGCGUUGAAUUUCUACGGCGCCAAGCGGAGUCCCUGGAGCUCCCGGUGCAGGUGAUCGAGGUAAACCCCCGGAAACCGAUCGUAAUUAUAACAUGGGUAGGUACGGAUCCCGCGGAGAAGUCCAUCAUUUUGAACUCGCACAUGGACGUGGUCCCGGUGUAUCAGGAAAUGUGGAGCCAUCCACCGUUCGCUGCCGAUAUGGACCACGAGGGAAAGAUCUUCGCCCGCGGUGCGCAGGAUAUGAAGUGCGUUGGAAUGCAAUUUCUCGGUGCAAUCAGGUUAUUGAAACGGGAUGGGGUAAGACUGAAGAGGACUAUCCAUGCAACGUUCGUCCCGGAUGAGGAAAUCGGUGGAAAACUGGGAAUGAUGGAGUUCGUUCAUAAGGAGGGCUUCCGAAAGUUGAACUGUGGAUUCGCGAUCGACGAGGGCAUCGCUGGUCCUGAUGAGGAGUAUCCACUGUUCUACGGAGAGCGAAGCGUGUGGCAUGUCUUGUUCCAUAUCUCGGGCACCCCGGGCCAUGGGUCUUUGCUCUUGAAGGGUACAGCUGGUGAGAAGGCACGCUACCUCAUCGAUAAACUGAUGGAUAUGCGUGAACAAGAGGUAAAGAAGUUGGAAAACAAUCCAGAAUUUACGAUCGGAGACGUUACGACGGUCAACAUCACUAUGAUGUCGGGUGGAGUUCAAAGCAACGUCGUUCCUCCAGAAUUGAUGGUAUGCUUCGACAUUCGCCUCGCCGUUGAUGUAAAACAUUUGGAAUUUGAGAACCAGCUUCUGGAUUGGUGUCGAGAGGCCGGCGGAGGUAUCGAACUAGAGUACGACCAGAAAGCUCCGUUCGUGAAACCAACCACCUUGGACGGAUCUAAUCGCUACUGGGUGGCCUUCAAGGAUGCUCUGGAUGAACUGGGCCUCCAGGUCAAGCCACAAAUCUUCCCCGGUGGAACAGACAGCCGAUAUAUCAGAGGCAUUGGAAUCCCCGCCAUUGGAUUCUCCCCCAUGAAUCACACCCCUGUCCUGCUGCAUGAUCACGACGAGUUCCUUCAAGCCGAUACCUAUUUGAAGGGUAUCGAUAUCUACAAAACGAUCAUUGACAAAGUUGCCAACGCUUAGGAAGGUGAUACUAAUAAAAACCAUUUAACUAUUUA
Molecule: messenger RNA, 1322 nt
Organism: Ochlerotatus camptorhynchus
Lineage: Eukaryota; Metazoa; Arthropoda; Insecta; Diptera; Culicidae
Product: aminoacylase-1B-like
Exons: 4
Coding region: 58-1287 (409 amino acids)
Biological process (GO): amino acid metabolic process
Cellular component (GO): cytoplasm
Molecular function (GO): aminoacylase activity
Source: RefSeq, a predicted model, not a curated record